Dreissena polymorpha is the source of this 7621-nucleotide messenger RNA. RefSeq names its product ADP-dependent glucokinase-like. The transcript is spliced from 5 exons. NCBI's taxonomy places the organism in Eukaryota, Metazoa, Mollusca, Bivalvia, Myida, Dreissenidae. Gene Ontology annotation, cellular component: endoplasmic reticulum. Gene Ontology annotation, biological process: glucose metabolic process. Bases 28 to 1455 code for a protein of 475 amino acids. The record is from RefSeq and is a predicted model, not a curated record. Gene Ontology annotation, molecular function: ADP-specific glucokinase activity.
UUGGCACCGGUUGGUGAUGAUGCAAACAUGUUGUCUAGAUCAUUCUGCCUUGGAUUAUGUGUUUUCCUUGUUGCUUUGUUAUACAAUAAGUGGAAAGACGGUCUGAAUGGGUUAGACGAUCAAGAGCAAACAAUAAUAACGUUCUGGAAUUCAUCAAUCAAAGAACCAGAUCGACAAUUUAAAAGAAUUGUUGUUGGAACCAACUGUAACCUGGACUUGAUAGUAUCUGGUGUGGAUUUGCUGCAAGCCCUUCAUGAAGGACCUGGUGAUCCACAAGACAGCGUCCACCUAGCAACUAUUGAUGACCUUGUCAACACCUUCACACUUUACUUUGUGAAGGGAUCUGCAGCAGAGAGAGCUGUCACCAACGCUAAAGUCUUCAAGGAGAUUAUUCAGGCAGCUGAGAGUUUGCAAAAAAAGCAUCACUAUAUUGGUGGCAAUGCAGCUUUGAUGGCGGUGAAGAUUUCAGAGCUAUACCCUGAUGCGCAGGUACAACUAGUGGGUCCGAUAGGACCAGCUCUGAAAGAUCUUAUUCCUUCAAAUAUCAUAGUGCCAGAAAACAGCCUUAUUACAGAAGAUGAAGUCCACUUAAUAAUGGAGUACGGACUCAAUGAACAAUGGGACAAUCUUCGGUCACCGGUUGCAAACCGAUUUAUAACAAGCUACGAUGAAUCUAACUCCAAGCUGACCAUGCUUAAUAAGUUUUUCAAAAAUCUUGGACCAUUUAAUCCGGAUCUAGUCAUACUAAGUGGUUUGCACCUUUUGGAAAUGCAGACACAUGCCUUUGUGUCAGAUAAGCUUCAGGCAGUGAGGAAUGGGCUAGGAGGAAUUCCCCGUAAUAUACCGGUGCAUUUGGAGCUGGCUAGCAUGGCCAAUAAAGACUGUGUGACACAAAUAAUGCAGAUGGUGGCUUCUGAAGUAUCCUCUAUAGGCCUGAACGAGCAAGAGCUUACAUUUGCCUCCUAUGUAGGUGGCGGGCCCCAUGCUAGUUAUUACAAUGAACGGGAAGGACAACCUGAAAUCCACAAAAUCAGCGAUAUGGUUCUCUGGCUGUUAAAAACCUACGGUUAUUCAAAGAAAAAUCCAACGUCAAGGUUGACUCGAGUGCACUUCCAUUCUCUCACAUACCACAUAAUCGGUUCUCUGCCUGAUGUUUGGUUCAACUCAGAAUCAGCUGUUGCCGCAGGAACCAGAAUAGCUGGGCGGCAAGCCUGUGAUACCAAAGCAUUGUCACCCGAGGACAUAGAACUGCGUAUACCAAAAACUUUCAAACUAUUCUCAGGGAGCCAUGAUAUCAUUUUUGAUGAAAAUAAUCCAGUAUUUUCAUGGGAGAAGGAUGGUUUUCAUUUUGUGUUCAGCCCAGUACUUGUUUGUAUAAAUCCUUCCAAAACUGUAGGUUUAGGAGAUGCUAUCUCAGCAACUGGUCUCAUGUAUUCUUCAUUCAAGUUUUCGUGACCAUGUUUUAUAGCUUUUUGUUAUUUGUGUAUUUUGAGGUUUGAAGUGCCCCAGGUGGAUUUACAUGUAUUAUUCACAAAUAUAUCAGUAAAAUAAUGAUUCGGCACAAGUGUAUUUUUAUAAUCUUAACUGGCUUGUUUGGUGUUCGUCAAAAUGUGCUUAGCUAUUAAUUUUAUGUGUUUGACACCACAGCAACAAUACAGCUUUUUAUAUUUAUGAGGUUAUUGUUGUCCAUGAAGCCAAAUGGUUUUUAAUAGAAGCAUAAAACAGCUCAUUCCUAGUGUUUUUCCCAGGCCAUUUUAGCGUGGCGAAAAGCCACGCCGCCCUCCCGGAUCGCCACGCUGCCCUUUUCAAAGGCAAAUUUCGCCACGCGCCCUUUUUUCAAAGGCAAAUUUCGCCACGCGCCCUUAUCGAUAACAUCUUUAUUGCCUUACGAUUUUACUUGGUCCGCAAAAUCAGCGUCCUUGAUUGUCUGUGACGCUCCGACUGUGCUUGAUUUACUCGAGAGACGUCAACGUCUAAUCGACUAUAUUAUUUGAGCAGAUUUAAUCUAUUACAGUGCUCGAUUUUUAGACUGCUCCAAAGCUGUGAAUUAGUCAUGCGUGAAUAACCCCGUGUCAGUAUCAAUCGAUAAUGCCAGAGGCUAUGUUAUACCAAGCGUACUUACUUCGGAGACUUUUGAUGAAAAACUCGAUGUUAUGCUCGUGGCAAUUGUGCAUUGCAUGCAUUAUUCAGUUAUAUCAAAACAUAUAUUUUUACGCAUAAUUACAUUUAAAAACAAAAACAAAUUUAUUCUUUAUUGCUUUCGUCUUAAAGAUAAUUAGAUCUAAUUAUUGAAAUAAUUACUGAGACGUAUACUAAUUUAACAAAAUGCGAAUCGCGUAUACGAUUUAACGUUGCCAUUCGCACCUGUCGCUUACAUCAUUUGACAUUUGAACAACAUGGCGGACUAUACAGAAUUAAAAUGCGACUCGGCAAAAAUUGCAAAUAACGUCGUAAACGAUCGAAUUAACGAUGUAGAUUAAACAUAAAGAAGGAAUUAAUGAAAUGUCUGUGAAAAUCAACGAUGCAUAAAAAUGUUUUAGAUAGCAACAACAUUAUUUAUUUAUUUGUAAUCUACUUGGUGGAUGUAUGUCACGGAAACGAGUGUUUGCAUAUUGUUAGCGAUCAAUUUACUCGCAAUGUUAUUUUAAACAUCUGGCAAGAUUAUUGUUAGAAAAUGGGAUAAGACAAAUAUGGUUUCAAUUAUAUGUUAGUGGAUCUGUGUAUAAUCAGAUUCAUAUGCAUAUAUUGCUUUAUUAUGUUUGUCGUGCUGUACAGUUUAUUGAAACAGCAUGGAACUUAAAUGUACAUUGCAAGGUAAAUAUAUUAAUAUAAAUCAUAGUAAGUUUAAUACAUCAAUUACCAUUUCAUGUGCUUGUUAAUAUGUUAUUUUUUCCACAACUGCUUCAGAUGCGAUUACAUGUUGCCCCGUAAUUCAGGUAUUCAGGGAACGUUUUUGCCCUUUUUUGCCUAAACUGCGCGCUAAAAUGCCCUUUUUGAAAGUAAUGCGCCAUGCCCCUUUGCCCUCCUGGGAAAAACACUACAUUCCUUUACUUCUUAUUAAUAGGGUAAUAAGUCAAGUUUUUAGUAAAUUUUGCGUAAUGAACUAUUGAGUAUUGUCACUCCUUUAAUAUUUGACAUUGUGGUCUUUUUUUAUUUUUAUUUUGAGACGUAAGAAACGGUUUUACGAAAAGUAGGUUUUACAUUUUUCAACUUUGUUUUAAUUUUUUUAGCAGACUCUAGCCUUUAAAUCUAUGAAUACUGCUUAAACGACUGUUGUUAAAUAUUUAUAUCAUUGAUUAUUUUCUUUGAUGUUUAUUUUCAAAUUUUAAAGCCUUUUAGAUUCUUAAUGAAGCAAUGAUGUUGGGGGUAAAAUACUGGUAAUAUUUAUUGUGGGAUUUUAUCAUGUGUUCCCAUUGACUUGCAUAAUGUCCUGUUUUCUACACUAAAGAUGGAACUGAAAAGGUGUUAUUCGAUGAAUUGACAUUUGACUUAUUGUUGUUUAAUGUACCAGUAUUAACAUUUUAAAAAUUGUUUUUCAAGAUAUGUUUGUUUUAACGAUUAUCAUGACAAUCAUUUUGAGUAAUAGAUAAACCAACUGAGGGCCCUAUGACAAAAUAGUGACCAGCCAAGCAGCCCCAAUUGUGGGCUGUCUGUCUUGUCACUAUUAUGCCAUUAGUCACAAGGUGGGUUUUUUGUACUUCUUAUACUUUACUGAACACAUUCAUCAUGUUUAUCAACUUGUGAAUAAUGAACAUUUUUAACAGCACUGUCACACAUUGACAAAAUUGUAUAACACUGGGGGCAAUAUAUAACCCAUAGCAUAUUUACAUUUUGAAGUUGGUUUCAUAUAAAUUCUUUGAUUUUAGAUAUAUAUUUUCAAUUUUUAAGUAAUAAUUUCAUAGUCUUAAACAAAAAACAUCAAAAAACUAUGGAGCUAUGGCUUUAAGCACAGAAGCUGUGUGUAACUCAGGCAGUGGUGUUAUACUUCAAUAUGAAGCAUUCUGUCCAUAUAAGAACAAGUGACAAAUCCAUAUACACUUUGUUGCUUCUAUCGUUAGUUAUGGACUGAAUCUGUAAGGUACAAUAUUUAAAUAUAAAAAGGUUAAUUUUAGUAUAAAGAAUUUUUCCAAAAUAUUUUCCUGUAGUUUUCAAAAAUCUCCUUGUUCUAUUUUUCCAUUUUGAUUUGCAUAACAUUUUUACUGAGCAUAAUUGUACCAAACAAUUUUACCAAAUUACCACUUACAGCAGAUUUUAGUGAAUGGUGUAUGGUUUUGUUAGCCUCUACUGGCCAGAGGCCAGCGGGGCUUAUGUCAUGGUCCUGUGUCUGUCGUGCGUGCGUGCCUUAACUUUUCCUUAAAACAUCUCCUAAACUACUGGUCCAAUUCUGAUAAAAUUUCUCAGGAAUGUUCCAGGGGUGAACCUCUUGCAAAGUUGUUCAAAUAAUGCCCCGGGGGUCAAAUUAGACCCUGCCCCGGGGUCACAAAAAUGAAAAUUUGCUUAUAUAAGGCCUAUUUUGUGAAAACUUUCAAAAUCUUCUUGUCCAUAACCAUUGGGCCUAGGGCUAUCAAAUUUGGUAUGUAAAGACAUCUAAUAGUCCUCUACCAAAUUUCUUCAAAUAAUGCCCCGGGGGUCAAAUUUGACCCUUCCUCGGGGGUCACAAAAUUGAACAUAUGCUUAUAUAAGGCCUAUUUUGUGAAAACUUUCAAAAUCUUCUUGUACAUAACCAUUGGGCCUAGGGCUAUCAAAUUUGGUAUGUAAAGACAUCUAAUAGUCCUCUACCAAAUUUCUUCAAAUUAUGCCCCUGGGGUCAAAUUUGACUCUUCCUCGGGGGUCACAAAAUUGAACAUAUGCUUAUAUACGGCCUAUUUUGUAAAAUCUUUCAAAAUCUUCUCGUCCAUAACCAUUGGGCCUAGGGCUAUCAAAUUUUGUAUGUAUAGACAUCUAAUAGUCCUCUACCAAAUUUCUUCAAAUUAUGCCCCUGGGGUCAAAUUUGACCCUGCCCCAGGGGUCACAAAAUUGAACAUAUGCUAAUAUAAGGCCUAUUUCGUGAAAACUUUCAAAAUCUUCUCGUCCAUAACCAUUGGGCCUAGGUCUAUCAAAUUUGGUAUGUAGAGACAUCUAAUAGUCCUCUACCAAAUUUCUUCAAAUUAUGCCCCUGGGGUCAAAUUUGACCCUGCCCCGGGGGUCACAAAAUUGAACAUAUGCUCAUAUAAGGCCUAUUUUGUGAAAACUUUCAAAAUCUUCUCAUCCAUAACCAUUGGGCCUAGGGCUACCAAAUUUGGUAUGUAGAGACAUCUAAUAGUCCUCUACCAAAUUUAUUCAAAUUAUGUCCCUGGGGUCGAAUUUGACCCUGCCCCGGGGGUCACAAAAUUGAACAUAUGCUUAUAUAGGGUCUGUUUUGUGAAAACUUUACAAAUUCUCUUGUCCAUAACCAUUGGUCCUAGGGAUACCAAAUUUGGUAUGUAGUGACAUCUUAUAGUCCUCUACCAAGUUCUUCAAAUUAUGCCCCUGGGGUCAAUUUUGACCCUGCAGCGAGGGUCACAAAAUUGAACAUAUUCUUAUAUAAGGCCUAUUUUGUGAAAACUUUAAAAAUCUACUUGUCCAUAACUGUAUGGCAUAGGGCUAACAAAUUUGGUAUGUAGUGACAAUUAAUAGUUCUCUUCUUAGUUUGUUCAAAUUAUGCCCCUGGGGUCAAAUUUGAAACUGCCCCGGGGGUCACAAAAUUGAAUAUAUGCUUAUAAAGGUCUUAUUUUUUGAAAACUUUAAAAAUCUUCUUGUCCAUAAACAUUGGGCCUAGGGCUACCAAAUUUGGUAUUUAGUGACAUCUUAUAGUCCUCUACCAAGUUUGUUCAAAUUAUGCCCCUGGGGUCAAGUUUGACCCUGCCCAGAGGGUCACAAAAAUGAACAUAUGCUUAUAUAAGGCCUAUUGUGUGAAAACUUUAAAAAUCUUCUUGUCCAUAACCGUAUGGCAUAGGGCUACCAAAUUUGAUAUGUAGUGACAUGUUAUAGUUCUCUUCUUAGUUUGUUCAAAUUAUGCCCCUGGGGUCAAAUUUAAAAUGCCCCGGGGGUCACAAAAUUGAAUAUAUGCUUAUAAAGGGCUUAUUUUGUGAAAACUUUAAAAUCUACAUGUCCAUAACCAUUGGGUCUAGGGCUACCAAAUUUGGUAUGUAGUGACAUCUUAAAGUCCUCUACCAAGUUUGUUCAAAUUAUGCCCCCGGGGUAAAUUUGACCCUGCCCUGGGGGUCACAAAGUUGAACAUACGCUUAUAUAAGGCCUAUUUUGUGAAAACUUUAAAAAUCUUCUUGUCCAUAAACAUUGGGCCUAGGGCUACCAAAUUUGGUAUGUAGUGAAAUCUUAUAGUUCUCUACCAAGUUUGUUCAAAUUUUAUCCCUGGGGUCAAAUUUGACCCUGCCCCGGGGAUCACAAUAUUGAACAUAUGCUUAUAUAAGGCCUAUUUUGUGAAAACUUCAAAAAUCUUCUUUGUCAAUAACCAUAAGGCCUAGAGCUACACAAUUUGGUAUGUAUUGACAUUGUAUAGUCGUCCACUUAGUUUGUUCAGAUUAUGCCCCAGGAGUCAAAUUUGACCCUGCCCUGGGGGCCACAAAAUCGAUUACAUGUAUAUGCUUAUAUAGUGCCUAUUUUGUGAAAACUUUAAAAAUCUUCUUGUCCUUAACCAUAAGGCAUAGGGCUACCAAAUUUGGUAUGUAGUGACAUCUAAUAGUUCUCUACCAAGUUUCUUCAAAUUAUGCCCCUUGGGUCAAAUUUGACCCUGCCCGGAGGGUCACAAAACUGAACAUACGCUUAUAUGGGGCCUAUUUUGUGAAAACUUUAAAAAUCUUCUUGUCCAUAACCAUUGGGCCUAGGGCAACCAAAUUUGGUAUGUAGUGACAUCUAAUAAACCUCUACCAAAUUUGUUCAAAUAAUGCCUCUGGAGUCAACUUUGACCCUGCCAUGGGGGGUCACAAAAUUGAAUAAACACUUAAAAAGCGCCUAUUUUGUGAAAUCUUUAAAAAUCUUCUUGUCGAAAACCAUUCAGACUAUGGCUACCAAAUUUGUAAUGCAGUAACAUCGUAUAGUCCUCUACCAAGUUUGUUCAAAUUAUGCCCUUAGGGUCAAAUUUGACACUGACCCGUGGGUCACAAAAUUGAACAUUAUAUACGCUUAUAUCUUGCUUAUUUUGUGAAAACUUUUACAAUAUUCUUGUCCUUAACUCUAGGACCUAGGGCUACCAUAUUUUGUAUGUACAUGUAGUGAGAUAUAGUAGUCCUCUACAAAGUUUGCUCAAAUUAUUCCCCUGGGGUUAAAUUUGACCAAGCCCAGGGGGUCACAAAAGUGUACAUGUGCUUAAAUAGGGCCUAUAUUUAUGUAUUUGCACAUGCAGAGAAUAUUUGUUUCAGCCUUUUUUCAGCAGUGGAGCGAUACAGGGCCAUCAUGGCCCUCUUGUUUCGCUUUGUAUGAGAACAUGUUUAAAACUAAUUGUUUGAGAGUAAUUUCAAAAUCUGUUGCUUAAAUGUAUUCUAUGUUGUGUCCAGCCAUCAUAUAAAUCCAUGCACCAGCCUAUGUGAUAAUUUGUAUGUACUUGACCAUGACUUACUGAAUAAAAUGGCUAAUAAUGAGAAAA